AUGUCUUUCGCUUUGUUCAAUGGGAUUUCUCAUAUGCGUGGAUUAUCAGCCAGACUACUCGUUUCCCAGCUCUCUAAAACUAUAGGGAUAAGAGUAGCAUCUGGUAAAACUAGGUUCAAAGUCCUUGAUGGCUCCAUUGAUAAGAACAGUCCAGCAUUUCUUUCAAGACUUCCGGACAGAAAAAAAAUGCACAAGUCUUACGAAGAGUUUACUAACUUAGCGGUGCAAGGAGGCGGUGAAAAAGCUAUUGAAAGGCACGUCAAACGGAACAAAAAACUCCUAGUUAGAGACAGGCUUAGUAAACUACUAGAUGAUGGUACAGAUUUCCUUGAGUUGUCGCGGUUUGCAGGGUUUGAUCUUGAGUAUGGUGAUGUGCCCAGUGCUGGGGUUGUGACAGGGGUUGGGCAAGUGUCCGGGCAACCGUGUAUGAUUAUAGCAAAUGAUGCGACUGUUAAAGGUGGAACUGUUUAUCCCAUAACUGUGAUGAAGCAGCUAAGGGCACAGGAGAUUGCCGAAGCCAACAAACUUCCUUGUAUAUUUCUUAUAGACUCUGGUGGAGGCUUCCUACCUUUACAGGUAAGGUUACAAUAAAAAACGUUCCUAAUAAAUAUUCUUGCGUGUCUAUCGAGGCACUGCCCCAUCUCACUUAAAGAUGACGGAAUCUGAAUCCUCAAAUUUUUGUUUGGCCCGCUUUUGAAAAUGAAAUCCAAAAGGUUCCUUUUUGCUUGAAAGAUUUGUCCAAAGGGUCGAAAUUUUGUUGGCCUGUUUGAAGAAAAAAUCAAAACUUCAGCUGUUCAAAAACCUGUCUACCUUAGAGGAGGGGGGUGGGGGGUGUAUGGGGGGCUGGAUAAAAAAAGGAACAUCCCCUUGCCAAGAACAAAACAAAUUUUAUUUCCUUACUUGAAAAUUGCCGCAUCUAAAGUUUGAACAGAAUUUUUAGGGGAAAUAUUAGUUUGUAUUCACAAAUCAUAGUCCCAGUUAAAGAAAUUUCUCAGUGACUCUCUCUCCAGUCCCAGGGAAAGAGAUCCCAUUCCUCCUUAGUUGCUUAGUGUUGCAGAUAGGUAAAGUCACUAAAUAGCAUAAUACAAAAGAUCAACAAGGCGGUGAACAAUACCGACACACCACCAAAGAACAGCUAACCAACAAUAGUUUCCACAACACCUAGAAACACCCCAUUUUUUCAGUCCAAAAUACAGUCCCAGUUUUCACAAAAAUAAAAGCUGUAUUAUAGUAUACAUGUAGAAUAUCUCUCACAGCAGAUCAGCCAGCAGAUUGCAUUAACUAACUUAACUGAAUGAAUCUGUCUUAAAACAGGCUGAUCUUUUCCCGGAAACUGGUGGACGAACAUUUUUCAAUCAGGCUGUGAUGUCAAUGAGAGGAAUUCCAAUUGUACGUGAGGUUAUAUUUUUUAGUACCAGUAAAUCAAUACAGUUUGUUAAAAGGGCUCUGGUUUUUCACUACGUUUCUUAGCCUUUUCGGGAUCUCCUCUUUUUCAGUGCUUCCGAUUGGUUAAAAAUUUGCUUUAGCAAAUUGGAAGCACAACCCAGAUCUUUGUAGUGAUGAGUCAUCAGUAUGGAAUUUUUGUACUCAUUCCACAGAUGUCAUUUUGUGGGGAAAUCAAUGGUACAAUUGUGAAAUAUUGGCUGAUUUCUCAGGCUAAAUAAAUAUCUGUUUUGAGACCAGCACAAUUUUGGCUUAAGAAUGCUUUUCACCAACAGUUUAGCAGAAAUGCCAGUCAUGAAUUUUUAGCAUGAAUCUGGUGAGAUACCAUCCAGAUUUUUGUCUUUUUUGCAAACGGGACCAUUAAACCACCUACAUCUUAUAUUGAAUUUUCCUUGUUUACGCAGAUUUGUCUUGUAUGUGGAUCAUGUACGGCAGGUGCAGCUUAUGUACCCACAAUGGCUGAUGAAGCUGUUAUUGUUGAUAAGAUUGGAACAAUAUUUCUUGGUGGUCCACCUCUAGUUAAGGUAAUAAUCAUUAUAAUAAUAAUGUUAAUAAUAAAGAUAAUAAUAAUAAUAAUUAUUAUUAAUUAAGUGUCGUAUUUAACUGCAAGGCAUCUGACUGUCUUGUUUUACCUUACAUGUAUUGCCAUUUCAGUUUCUGAAUUGGAAGAAAUAUUUUUAGAACUCUGUACUUGUUUACUCAUGUUUAAAGUCCUUACAGCUGUAGGAAGAGAGAGCCUUCCUACAAUGGUGUACCAAAAUUGAAUGUAUCAAAAAUAAUUCUAAACUAAGAAUGUUGCGUUUAUAUGAAAUAUUUUUUUCUUUUACAAUGGUUCUUCUAAUUUGGAAUUUUUAGGUUAUAAGCACUUUAACAAUCUUUUUACAUUUCCCCCUUUUACAAUAGUAUAAGGGUUAAUAGUUCUUGUUGAUUUUCAUCCAGGCAGCCACUGGUGAAGUUGUUUCUGCAGAGGAACUUGGUGGUGCCAUGAUGCAUUCUAGGUUAGUAAACAAAAACUUAAUGUUGGGCUGUAACUAUUUUUUCAUUGACAAGCAAAAGCAGUAAGAAAAAGUAUACAGCUCUCGGAUAUAUAUUUUUUUUCACUUGAAACUACCCAGGUUUUAUGCUGCUCAGCAAAAUGGGGGAAGACUUGCUCCUGGCUCUAAGCUCAACUAAGCUCAAUUUUCAAAGUGAAUUCAGCAAAAGCUCAAACCCCUAGUCAUUGUUUAUUUUUGAAGGGACUGAACUGUAUUGCUUCCCUUGCAUUUCUUCUAAUGUUGCAAUUGCCUUCACAUUUAGGGUUUUUACAUAUUUUUUUAUAAUGUAAUAUACAAUCUUUUUGAGAUGUUUGUCAAGUAGGUGAUUAUAUUGUGAUCUUGAUGGGAUGAUUUUAUUGUGAUCCUGUAUUAAUAAUCCUUGUGCAUAUGUAGUGUUAGUGGCUGUACAGAUCAUUUUGCAGUGGAUGAAGAAGAAGCACUGGAGACUACAAGAAAUAUCAUUGCUACUUUAAAUUGGGAUCAGUCUAUAAUGCCAUCAGGUACAUAAAGUUAGCCUCUUGAGGUAAUGUUACACAGGAUCAUUUGUAACAAGGAUUUUUAGCUCAGUCAACACAGUGUUGUAAUUUUGGAACAGUGUUGCAACCAGUAAAUGUCACGGCAAUGUUGCAAAACUUUGUUUUGCUAUAAAUUGUUGUUGCAAAUCAUAACAUUUAGUCUUUCAGACAAUCAGUGAGUAAUUGGUUGAUCAGUCAGUCAGCAAGUUGAAUUAUGGUGAUUGGUCAGCAGGUCACUUGGCCAGUCAUUCAUUCAUUCAUUGAUUCAGUUUGUCUGUCAGUUGUCAGUCUAAUUGGUACAAUUUGUUAAUUGGUCUGUUAAUAAGUCUGUCAGUCUGUCAGUGAGUUGUUUUAUUGAGUUCAGUCAGUCAUUUUCAAUUAGAACAUGUUAGUUAGUUGUCGAGGUGUGAGUGGCUGAGCGGUUAACACCUCGAACUCCGGAUCUGGAGGUCCGGGAUUCAAGCCUUGCCCGUCGCGUUAUUUCCAUAGACAAGGAACUUUACUCCACUUUGUCUCUCUUCACCCAGGUGUAUAAAUGGGUACUGGCGACAUACUGCUAGGGGGUAACCCUGCCAUGGACUAGCAUCCCGUCCAGGGGGGAGUAGCAAUACUCUAAGGUCCUUCAUGCUAAUAAAACCGCGAUAAGCUCCAGCCGUUUGGGCCUUUGGCUCUUGCGUGCCUUUACCUUUUUAUGUUAGUUAGUUGCUCUGUCAGUCAAAUCAGUCACUCUAUUGUCUUGUUAAAGUCAAAUCAGAAGUCAAGUCAGUCAUUCGUUUAGUAAGGCAAGUAUUCCAGUCAUUAUUUUGGUCAAGGCAUUUACAUGUGCAUGUAGUAACCUAAUCAAGCCUAAGUACAAGUUAGUUAAGUCAGUUAGAGAUUCAACUUAGUUAUCUUGAUGCUUACUUGCUGUCCUUUUUCAGAUGUAUGUGCUCCUUUGUAUGACUUAGAAGAUCUCUCAGUUUUGGCCCUGUAUGAAAGCUCGGAAUUUCCAAUAUAUCAGGUAAGCGUGUCAGUCAAUUCUUUUAAUCCUGAGAGUUGCAAAAGUAAAAAUUCAAGAAACAUGAAGAUAAGUGGUUUCAUUUGAAUGGUAAUACAAUAUAGGAUAGUGACCACAUACUCAAACAUUCAUACAACCACAUGAAUGAAAGGGUUUAAUUCGAACGGUCACGGUCUUUUCGCUACAAAGUCGUUUCGCUGUAAGUCUUUUCGCUUCAUCAUAAAGUCGAUUCGCUGCAACCAACUUUUUGUAUUAAACAGUUUAAAACAAUUUAGAAUGAGCUACAAACGGUAAUGACGAGUUAACUUAGCGAAACGACUUUACAUCUUUGCAGCGAAUCGACUUCACUGCGCAGCUAAACGACUUGUAGAGAAACGACUUUGUAUUGAAACGAAACGACCAUACUCUCACCAUAGUAUUUCGCCCAUAGGCUUAAAAUUAAGGACGACAUAUUUAGUCAAAACAAAUAGUACCAUGUGAAAUGACUUCUGAAGAGGUUUCAUUUUAAUGAUCACACCGUACUCUUUUGUUCACAGACUCAAAAAGUUGAGAGCAAUAUAGAAAACAAAUAGCUGAAAUAGUCCCUUGUGAAAAUACUGCUGAAGAGGUUUCAUUAGGAUUAAUCUUAACGUAAUACUAAAGGGAGGAUUUUGUGCACAGACUCAAAAGUUAAUAACACAUUGCAUAUGUUGUCCUUGAGAAAAUCUGUGAAUGGAACAGGUUGUAACAGGGACAGUUGAUUUCAGUAUAUAGUGCGUGUAUGUGGAAACAAGACCUAGUUGAGCUGAAACGUCUGUGUGGGUUAAAGAAACCCUGGGGCAAAUAUUUUGAAAAGCUCCCGAGAAUUUGGCUGAAAGACGUCCGUAUGCUUCACUUGCUAUACUCUUAAUUUACAUGUGUCCUGGACUUUAAUGCCGGGGUAAUUUCCAUGAGAGAAAUAUCAUAAUUACAGGCUUUUAUGGGAACUGUUUUCGUAACUGGUCAGAGUAAAAAAUAGAAUUUACUUUUCACUUGCCGUGGUCAAUUAUUGACGCAUGGGAAGCUGUUUAAGCGAGCUUUGCAUCAAUGCAAGCUAUUUUCUUUGAAUAAAGCCGCUCUCUCGAAGAAAUUUUACACGACAACUAAUAACUGAACAUGCAUGCCGUUCCUACCUUUGGAGGCCGGUCACAGCCAAAAUAUACACGUUCUGUACUGCCCACAGAUAUUUGAAGAAAAAACCUCAUGGCCCAAAAAUAGUGUGGCAUGGCUCAAGCAAGCACGAAGGCGGUUCGGCCAGGAAAACGUCAAACAAGCAGUAGAUUGAUUUGCAAAACAGCAACUCUGCACGUGCAGCACGCCUUUUUGGUACUUUUCUUUAUCGUCACGGCACGGGCGCAACGUGAAAUUUCCUAAAUUCACGUUGUAUGAAUUUGUUGUAUGGUGGACGCAACUACAAGGCGCAGAUUUUCUCUUUCUUUUCCUAAACUUUCUUACGGCCCGUGAAGAUUCAACUUCUGGCCAAUAGGCCUACAUUUGGAAAGACAGCGGUGAAACGGUUUGUAAAAGUUUAAAACAGCGCGAACUCACUGUCUAGUAACCUCUGUCCCUAGUAUUUUACGAUGUGCAACUGGGAAAGCAACACGAACGUUAAGAGAGGAAAAGGUUUGCAAAAGUAUGACCAUGCUUUCUUUGCUGUCACUGCACGACUACGGAAGCUUACAGAGUAUGGAGUAGACAAAAGUAGCCAUAUUUUUGUUGCUGUUUUUUUUUUUAGAAAAAAUUGUUUUGGAAGGGCUUUCUGGUGAAAAGAGGUUUGAAGCUCUUUAACCGGUAGUAAUAAUAAUUAGUAGGCAAAUACCAGUUAGUUCACCUUUUCUACCCUAAUUUCUUUCCUUUUCAUAUCGACUCCAGCACCCCCCGCCACAAAAAAACAAAAAAAAACAAAACAAAAACAAAAACAGAAUUCUUUGCAGCGAAUCGACUUCAUUUUUUAGCGAAACGACUUGUAGCGAAACAACUUUCUUGCGAAACGACCGGUAAGCCUCCCUUAAAUGAAGCAAUUUUUGCCAAAGGAGCAUGGAAAGGCUCGCUAGUUUGUUCGUUGUUUUAGAAGUUUUGUUUCAUGUGGUAUGUAAGGAACGCAUCUUAUGACUUUUGUUAAUUUUAUAGGUGUUAGCACGUUUAGUGGAUGGCAGUCAGUUUCAAGAAUUUAAGACUCAGUUUGGAUCAACACUUAUAACAGGAUUUGCGCAUAUAUAUGGGUACGUUUUGGACCAAGAUAACCUGGGAAUACAACCUUCUCUGCUGGCAAAAACUAAGCGAGGAGAAAUGGCUGUAUUCACAGGCUAUUGCCAGGGAAGCUCAAUGAAUAUAACCGGUUUCCACAAUAACAUCUCGAUCACUUGAGAUGUCUCAAGAUUGACGAUCCAGGUGAUCGGGACGAUCACAAUCUGGAGACACCCAUGAUGCAAGUGGGUGUUAACUCCAUUCGCUAUUCAUUCAGAAUAUUUCGCCGUUUCUUAUUGGCUUACUUCCCUCGGCCUUUUCUUCAUAACCAGCUGGCGCUGAUCGAAUCAGGAAGUUUUGAGCAAUAUACCAUCGAUAUUCAUUUGGCUUUGGUUGGAUACCUUUGUUGUAACACCAACUUAUAAACAGUUGUAGCGUCGGGUUGUUUAACAAAUAAAAAAACCUUGUCUGUGCUCUGUUUUGUCGUAAAGCAGCAAGAAGCAGCUAGAGCCCAAACGAAGUGUACGGGAAACACGAGACGUUGUCGAGUGUUUCCACCUUCUUCUUGAGUGCUCUAGCUGCUUCCUAAGUGCUUUACAAUAGAAUAAUAAAUAAAGAAUCCAUUAAAUUCUCCGCGCAUUACUUUCCAAUUUUUAAAACAAAUUAUUAGCAGAUGGCGUGGCAGCUCUAGCGCCGUGAUCUGUACUCUCAUGAAACACGCUUUUUCAGCCAAUCAGAGUGCGCGUUACAUCUGAAAUUUAUAGGUAAGAUACUAUUAGCACGGGCAAUUAUUGUUAAGGGUACCUUGGCGUUACUUCUGAAUUGCAUGAUUUGUUCUUUACUUUAGUUAUUUGGUGGGAAUUGUCGCUAACAAUGGUGCAUUGACUUCGGAAGCUUCCUUAAAGGUAAGGAAUUGUGGCCUUCCUUCCGAUUACGUGACACCUUUUUUUUAUGCUUUCAUUGAAAAGUAGAAAUGUGAUGAUGUUGUCGUGUUAGUUCAACAUGGCCGUUGUAAAUUCAGAGGUUCGAAGUUUUUUGCGUUUUCACUCACGUAGCCACCAGCUUUGUAAAUUUGUUUGAGCAAAAUAAUAGCGGAGCUCCACCCGCGCGCGAAGCGCGCGCGUGGGCGGAGCCCCAUAGCUAAGGAAAUGUGGUAAUCUACCCAUCCCAGAAAAUUUGGUAAUCACGUGACCGUACACCGAGCGAGCGAUCGAGUGAGCGACCGUCCGUCCGCACCACAGGCAUACCAAUGUAAAAUAACUCAAUCAACAGGUAUGGGAAGCCAAAUGCAACUCAAGGAUUUAUUUGGAAGGAAAUCACAUGGUCGCCCGGACUUUUAGAAAGAAAAAGGUCGUGUCUUUUUCGGCGUUAUUUUUUAUGUGUACACUAACGUGGAUAACAGAGAAAGAGCUAGAGCGAGUUAUUGAAAAUUCGUAGGAAGAAAAACAUGGAAAUUCAAGCAAAACUGUUAGGCUGAACAGUUUUCAAAAACCCUAAUUUCAAUCCGUUUCAAUCUUCUUCAUUUUUGCCCAUCCGUGGCAUCUGUUGUUUCUGUUAUGUUGCUUUAACCUUCCUUUAAAGUUUUAAGCGGUCAUUUUUAUGUUUCUCUUAAUUUAACGGGCAUUUUGUAAUUUCCUAAUUUGGCUGAAUUUCGUGACACAGCUCCUUUAACAGGCGAGCUACAAAGAGGAUUCAAAUGGAAAAUGUGUGCAGCAUCUAAGACUUGUUUACUGAUAGCUGAAGCUGACAGAGUUUUGUGUCAUCUUGUGACGUUUUUACCUGCUGUCUUUUUGCACUGGCUCUACAAAAUGAAAUACAGCUGCUAUCAACAUUCCGCAACACAGGCAUACCAAUGUAAUCUAACUCAAUCAACAGGUAUGGUAACGCAAAUGCAACUCAAGGCUUUAUUUGGAAGGAAAUCACAUGGCCGCCCGGACUCUUAGAAAGAAAAAACAACAACAAAGUCGUGUCUUUUUCGGCGUUAUUUUUUAUGUUUACACUAACGUGGAUAACAGAGAAAGAGCUAGAGCGAGUUAUUGAAAUUUAAGGAGACGAAUUUCGUAGGAAGAAAAACAUGGAAAUUCAAAGCGGCGGUGAGAAAAUGAGAACUGCUAGUGGCCAGCAAGGUGAAAAUGAGCGGCAGUGAAAAAUAAAAGCGAACAUGAACACUGGAAACAAAAUAUUGGGUAAGCACAUACGACAAUUCCUCCAUAAAAAUAAUGUGUAACUAGGAAGUUUGACGUUUCUGUCGUACAAAACAGCGUUGUAGUAGUGCAAACCAGCGGCAAGGCAAAGACAAAAAAGCGUGCUGCACGUGCAAAUUUGUUUUUUGCUAAUUAGAAGAAAAAGUGUGCUGCAUGUGCAAUUUGUUUUUUUGCUAAUUAGAUCUAUUAGUCUUGAAGCCAUUUUCAUUGUCGUCCCCCAUUUAGCAUAACAAGAUUUAUUUUUUUUUAGUUUACACGUAUUAUUAACCAGAGCUUCGCUUUUAGCCCUGGCUAAAUCUAUAUAUUACUGAUAUAUCCAGAGAGAAAAGCUUCAAGGAACAUCAACAUGGUAGUCUUCUACACAGCCGUUUUAGAGUCGUCACGUAACGCUCCUCCCCAAUAGAAAAAUUUGUGGGGAGGAGCGUUACGUGACGACACUGAAAACGGCUGUGUAGCAGACUAUCAACAUGGCCGCUGUUUCAUUGUUUUAGAACACUAAAAUGGUGACGUGACGUUACGUUACACUCUAUACAUUCAACUUACAUUGAAUUUUUUUGGCCAAAGACAACUAAGUUCUUACUCGUGUGUCUUUCGACAAAAUCUUGUGGUGUGACCAUCCAAAUUAAACGUCAUUAAUAGCCUUUUCAAAUGGUAUUGUUCGUGUUUUAAAAAACGAAUUGAUUGGGGAUCGCUGUUGAACUGUGUAUUUUGAUACACCGUGAAAGCGGUGUGUACCAAAAGAUUCCAGUUAUCGCAGUGAACAGGUUUAAAGUUACAUGUAUGAAUUUGUUAAAAAUUGUGUGAAGUUUAAAAGUUUGACUCGUCAUUUCAAGAUGUUUUGUUCCAUUGUCACAUUCAAAGUAAGAUGAAUUUUGUUAAAACAGAAAAGUAUAUUAAUUUUUAAGAGAGUAAAUAAAACGGAAAUACACCUAAUAAGUCAAAACUUUAUUAUUGUCCUCUGUAAAUUGUAUUUUAAAUUGCGAUUAAGCCAGCUAAUCAUAUCAAGCAGAAGACUAUUAGAGGGUUGCAAUAAUUAUUAUAAGCCCCUGGUGUUUUGUUACCACUUAGUACGACAGCUGUAAAGAGCAAUCAACCAAGAGAGGCAGAAGGUUAUGAUAAAUUUGUUCAGUUGUGAACAUCAACGUUUUCGAUUAGCGCAAAGUCGUGGAGGUCAAGAAACUCUUGUAGGUAAAGAUGAACACGAGUGCAUUAGAGAACGCAACGCGAGGUGAUUCGCAAUUUUCUUGUUCUCUCUUGGAGAGAUUUCUUAAGGAGUCUCGAGGAACCAUGGAUAAAGUCUACCUUAUAAACUCUGUAAUUAACGGUGUUUUCUCUUGCGUAGCAAUCCUGACAAAUACGCUGAUAAUGGCGACAAUUCUGCUAAGGCCACGUCUCCGUUCUCCCACAUUUUUUCUCCUUUUCGGUUUGGCUGUAUCAGACUUCGGAGUAGGACUGUUAGCGCAACCUUUGUACGUCGUUUACAAGAUAGCUGGUAUUGUUGAAAACUCCAAUCUUAACUGCGCGGCUGGUGUAGCCUUUGUCCUUGCUUCGAAUCAGCUAUCUGGAGUUUCGUUCUUGACUAUGACUUUGCUAAGCGUUGAUCGCUAUCUAGGUCUUCAUCUACAUCUUAGAUACAACGAACUUGUUACCGUUAACAGAGUCAAGAUCGCUGUGGUUUCCACAUGGAUUUUAAGUGCAUCUGGUAACGUUUCAUGGCCUCUCAGCUUAAAAGCAUACUAUAUCAUAUCCGCCACCGGCUUCGUGCUGUUUUUAAUCGCCACUCUGUUCGCAUAUACCAACAUAUUGUUUACGGUCCGAAGACAUCGUCGAAAGAUUCAGCAACAAGCCGUUGCAGUUUUGAACCUGACUUCUGCCUCCUCGCAA
Molecule: messenger RNA, 10282 nt
Organism: Porites evermanni
Lineage: Eukaryota; Metazoa; Cnidaria; Anthozoa; Scleractinia; Poritidae
Source: the annotation of a GenBank genome assembly